AAGAAUACCAAACAGAAAGUUGCUGACCAAAAAAUGUUGCCUUUACUUUUGUGAAGGAGGAGGAUUAGGGUUUUGACAUGGAGGUGUUGAUCAAGUAUUGUGCCUGCUACUGGAUCUGAACUUAAAAAGACCUGAGCUGGAUCUGUUUAUUCUUCAAUCAACACAAAGCCACACAAUAGACAAAAAAGGUUAGUCUGAGGCAACAUGCAUGCUAGGCAUCGAAGUCCUGGAAAUGGGUAUAGGUCUAAUUCAAUGGGGAUGGGUAUGCCCCCCGAAGGGUCAGCUAGGGGCCGUGGAUUUUAUUCAGAAUACCGAAGCUUUAACCGUGGGUUUGGGCGUGGCCAGGGCCAGCCUAAAUCAUUUCAGCAACUACCACCAACGCCACGAAAAAGUGAUGUUUUUAUGGAAGCUGGUCGACUUGCAGCUGAGUACUUGGUUUCUCAAGGACUGCUGCCUCCUGGCAUACUCUCUGGUAAAUUGCAGAACGGUGCUUUUAGAUCAGAAGAUGGAGAAAACUUGCAGCUUCCACCUGAAGGCAGGUCAUCAGCCCUUGCUCGCCUUGGGAAUUCUGGUUCAGAUGUGGGGUCUGGUAGGAGAAGAUACCCUGAUGAUUAUAACUCAAUGGGAUUGAGGAAUUAUUUGAAUCGAAGGAAAAAAGGAGGAUCCUUUAAGAGUAAUAGCUUGGACUGGGGAAGAGAAUAUGGGAGAAGUGGAUCAUGGUCUGAAAAAGGUAGGGUUUCCCCUGAUAUUGAGGGGGAUUGUGAUUCUUAUUCUGGAAAUCAAGAGGAGCAACAAGUUAGUAAAGAUGUUGGUAAUGCAUUGCAGAAGCCAGGUUUAGGUGAGUUGGCACCAAAAAGUGAGGAAGCCAGUGGUUUAGAGUCUGGAUUGGAAAAGUUCAACAUCCAGGAUGAAAUGGGAUCAAGGGCAAGUUCUUCUAGUGUUGGGAAAGGUUUACUGCAUGAGACUGGUGUGGAAUUCUCCAAGAAAUCUGUGGAUUCAACAAACAUGGAUAUGGAGGCUGGGGAGCUGAAGGAUGAGAUUUGUGAUGAAGAAACCGAGGAACAAGAUGCCUUGGAGGAAUCAGCCAUCAAGCAUUAUUCUCUGGAGGAUGAUACUUCAACCAAGAGUAACAAUGACCUGCUGACAUUGUGCAGAUUUGCCAAGGUGCCUACCAAGACCCGUUCUUCUUUAACAUAUAAAGGCCUGAAGGUUGAUUCAGUUUCAAAUAAUGAUGUGGAAAAGACUUCUGAUACCAUACUUCCAAUAGGACCUGAAGCGUUAGUUGAAAAUAACUCUUUGGUUAGCUCUGCUGUUGAUUUGUUACCAGAUAAAACUCUUGAUUCAAAGUGCCCUGAUUCUGAAAUAUCUAAAGCUCCGCAUGUCCAGUCUAUUGAGGGUGUUGGAACAUUAGGUUCUCUUUAUGGUGUUGACGAAGGCCAAUUUAUGAGGUCUCAAUCCUUCCCAGAUAGAGCUUUAAUGUGUGAUGUUGAUCAGGAAUUAGGUCAGGGGCUUUCUGGUCUCCAAAAGUCCAGCUCCAUGGUCCAAGAGAGGGGUGAAAAACGAACUAUGGAAGAGCAUGAUUCAGUGGAGGCAACCAAGAAAUUAAGAGAAUGGUUUCCGUCCAAUGAAUACUCUAACAUAUCUAGUAUGAGUGACAAGAAAGCUAGUUCACAAGAAGAAACAGCUACACCUUGUGAAGUGAGUCUGGCUGUUGAUCCAGAGAACUCGGUUAAUCGUUUUUCAUUCCCAAGGAGAGGCGGUGAACCUUGUGUUGAGUAUGCACAAGAGAAACAAUUGUUUCCUGGUUCGUUUAAAAUUUGUGACCUGAAUCUUAUGGAAGCUUCUGACAUAAAUGAGAAUCAUCAUAGUGAUCCAACUUUAAUUUACCCUACUAUUCCCAAAAAAGAAGCUACACCUGUUGAUGUUGAUCUAUCAAUGAGUAAUUCUAUUAUGUCUGGUGAUUAUAGUAGACGAACAAGUGAUGGUAAGGAGAUUGAGAUAAUUGAUUUGGAGAAUGAUUCUGCCCAAACAGAGAAGGCUUCUGAUAAUAAUUCAGAGCGAAAGACAGAAACUAUGUUUACAGGCAUGGAAGGCUUUUCUAAUCAUGUACAGAAUGCUGGUCAUAUUCCUGAUGUUCAGGAUAAUUAUGAUGGGCUUAUGAUCACGCAAUUACUCAAUAACUUUCCAGAUUGUCCUGGGGUUCCAGUGGAUAUAAAUGCUCUGCAGAAUGAGAUGGCCAUUCACAAUGGGGAGGUGGCUCUUGGUGAUGAUGAUUCAAUAUAUAUGUCCCUUGGAGAAAUACCAUUAAGUUUUUUGCGUGGCUGGGAGCAGCCACCACCACAGGAGUACGAGAAGCCCUUUUGAUUCAGCAUGUGCUGAAAAAUCAAAGACAGAAUACUAGUUGGUAUGCAUAAUAUUGGUCGAUGGAGUUGUUGUUUUGCUGCUGCGAUGAAUGAUUAACUUUAUCCAACUCCAGCCUUUAGUUUAGAUUUGGUUUUGUUUAUAGAUGAUAAGUGUAUUCCUCCUGUAGGAAUCUUAGAAAAUGGUGAAUUCUCUUCAUAUUUGGCUGUAGCACCUCAUUUUUAUACUGAAAGAAGUUGAUCAUCACGUUUGUGUUUAAAUAGUCUAUUUCUUACUUUUCUGCACAUCCAGUAAUAAAAUUGAGGUAUAGCAAAUGUAUGACAACACUUUCUGUUUACUCAAGUAAAAUAGAAAAAGGGAAGGGGGACCUCUCUCAGCCACUGAAUCAUGGAAUUGUAGGAUUCUUGUGAGGAGUGGAUAUGGCUUUGGUACAUCUAUUUACUAUAUAUAUCACGGCACUGCAUGUGGAUUGUAUGCUUAACUUCUUGCACAGGUACAUGACUUUUGACUCUAAAAAGACAACACUUUGAAAGGCAGUUCAUCUUGCAAUUUA
Molecule: messenger RNA, 2914 nt
Organism: Pistacia vera
Lineage: Eukaryota; Viridiplantae; Streptophyta; Magnoliopsida; Sapindales; Anacardiaceae
Exons: 5
Coding region: 205-2364 (719 amino acids)
Source: RefSeq, a predicted model, not a curated record